Exaiptasia diaphana is the source of this 2035-nucleotide messenger RNA. RefSeq names its product proteoglycan 4. The coding region runs from base 95 to 1279 and encodes 394 amino acids. NCBI's taxonomy places the organism in Eukaryota, Metazoa, Cnidaria, Anthozoa, Actiniaria, Aiptasiidae. The record is from RefSeq and is a predicted model, not a curated record. The transcript has 9 exons.
UAAAUAAUACACAACAACUGAACAAAGACAAAGAAAUUGUUCACAGUUUAAGUUCAAGACGGCCAUCUAACGUUAAGGACUCUAAUCAAGUAMAAUGGAUCGAAGAAUACUGGCGUUGCUAAUAGUUGUCCUGGCUGUUCUCGUCUGUUGUGGAGAUGCCAAGAAGCCCGUUCCAUCUAAAAAACAUCAUSUAAAGAAAGUUGUAAAACCAGCAUCCCAUCCUAAAGCUCCAAAGAAAGAAGAUGAACCAAAGCCUGUAAAAGACGACGAUGAUGAUGAUGAUGACGAUAAGAACAACAAAAAUAAUGACGAUAAGAGCKCCAAAUCUAUCGAUCCUGCUGAAAAACAAAAUGAUGAUCCGGAUCAAGACGACGAUGAUGACGAUGAUGAUAAACCAGAAAAAGAUGAGAAAGAAAAUGAAACAAAAUCCAAAGUAAAAUCUGCUGAUAAAACAGACAAGAAAGCAGCAUCGAAAUCCAAAAAGCAAAAAGACAAAUCUAAGUCAAAACCGAAGGAACAAAAGGUAACGCUGAGUGGUCUGCUGGACUCGAGCAUUGAUAAUUUGGCAAGAGCAGGAAAAGCUAUCCAAAAAAUUCUUGAUGCMACGGCAAAAACCACUCCUGCGCCACCCACAUCUUGCCAUGGAUAUUGUCCAGAUAUCUGUGCACCUAUGUGUUCUUCUAGCUGUUGUCAGAGUCCUCCAAGUGAGCCUGCUCCACCACCAUCUCCCUACCAGAUUCCAGUACAUCACCAGCAGUCACCGUACCAUGCAGCUUACCCUAGUUACACAUCUCCAAUAGAAUAUCCACAGGGUCCAUAUCCUCAGCCAGCACCAUACACUGCUCCCCAACCAGCAUCAUACAAUCAAUGCCCUACACAAUGUCUUGCGACACCUGUACAGUCACCAUGUCCAACUGGUUGUCAAUCAGGAUGCUGUCCUGGUUCUCAAGCAACAUCUUCCCAGUAUAUGAUGUUAGCAGCAACRCCUAAAACUCCUAAACCCAAAAAGGCUCCUGCACCUGCACCUGCAACAACCAAUGCCUAUGCAAAUCAGUGUCAAGCUCCAUGCCCACAGGCAUGUGCUCCUAUGGGGUGCACACCAAGCUGCUGCCAAGCAGCCAUGCAGCAGCAAUGGAAUAUGAUCCAACCACAAGUGAUGGCAGCAAUGGUCCAGCCACCCAUGGCGAUGAGUGGUUGUUCACCUCAGUGCAGCAUGCCAUCGGCGACAAUGGGAUGCAAACGCAGAUGUCCAGCCUACUGUUGCAAUAAAAGUAACUAAAUCAAAUAGAUUUUAAUUACAGAAWUUUUUGGAAGAAAAAUAUAAAAAAGGAUAUGGAGAUUUUUUUGUUUGAAAUAUGCAUCAAAAUUCUAAAGUUCCAGAUAAGAAAAGAUCGUUUAAUUGAUUAAUUGRUAGUUUUCCAUAAACUAGCUAAUAUGUUUUAGACUUAAUUUGAUUCUUCAUUUUAGUGUGUAUUAGUAAUAUUUUCUAUUCCACUGGACGUAACUCCAACAGAGAUAAAAACAUACUUUCAUAGAUAUGCCUCUCUGGUGUGUACAUAUACUGAUCACAUGGCAUGUAAAAUUACAGCGUAUAAAUACACUAAAAAGGAAUGCGGUUGGAAUUUCCAAGCAAACCAACAUGCAUGUGAUCAAACUCGCUCGUCACGAACGCGCACGUGACUAGGCUUGCUUUCUUAAGCUAUGUAUAGAAUAGCCAGCUUGAUAUUCUAAUUGUUUUAAUGGCAACAUCGAGUUAGAGAAUAAUAGUACCUUGAACCUGUUUGCAUAUCUUGAAAAAACGUUAGAAAAAAUUGUUUUGAUAGGCUUAGACCGAAACCAAGAGAAAAUAAGCUCAUUUAGCUCAUUUCCUCUUGUCGGAACAUAUAAUCAUUUGUAACAAGUUUGUAUCUUUCUGAUGUUUGUAGUUUAUAUGUGAUUGAAUAUAUUAUCUAUGUAGUUGUACCAUGGACAUUGUAAAACUCACUUACUCUUAAAUUGAUAAGGAAAGAAAWGGAAUAAAAUGAAAUUAGCAGAA